AUGGAACAACAUCGAGAUAGGGCUGCUGGUGGAUCUGUUAAUAGUCCUCCAUGGUUUGAUGGAGGAUGUGAAAAGUACACUCAAUGGAAGAUAUACAUGAAGUCAUACUUGUAUGUGCAAGAUGAACAUGUAUGGAACAUUGUGGAAAAUGGUUGGAAGACACCAAUAAUUCCAGCUAAAGGCGAGGGCUCAUCAAUCUCUAUUCCCAAGCCACAGAAGGACUGGACUGACGUAGAAGUACGUGAUCUUCAAGCCGAUUUCAAAGCAAAAAAUAGCAUCUUCACCGCUCUCUCAGAACGUGAAAAACUGAGAAUUAGUCACUGCGACACUGCAAAACAAGCUUGGGAUCUGCUGCAGACUACAUAUGAAGGAAACAAAAAGGUACGUGCUCAAAAACUGCAAGGUCUGAUAUAUGAAUUUGAAACUAUGACCAUGGGAGAGGAGGAAACCGUGGAUGACUUUCAUGGUAGAAUUCUAAAGAUUACUGGUCAAUGUCGUAGUCUAGGUGCCCUUUUUGAUGAAGACAAGAAAUCCAAAGGUGUAGCUUUCAAGGCUGUGAAAGGGAAAGAAGAGGAAGAUGAAUCACUUGAUCUUGCUCUUCUGACCAAAGAGUUCAAAAAGUUUCUUAGAAAUAAAUCCUCCUCUCAAAGCUUAAAUGUUCCCAAGAAAAAUUUUGUUAACAAUGAUAACAACGUUAGAGGGAAUUUUAGAGCAAACAAAUCUGGAAAAGUAAAAUGCUAUGAAUGUGGUGGCUAUGGCCAUAUUUCUACUGAUUGUGGUAACAGGAAGCAUGGAAAUAGCAACAAUAAAUCCCUCCUCUCGACAUGGAGUGAUGAUGAACCUCAGGAGAUCGAAAAUGUUGCUUUCGUGUCAUCUCUUUCACUUAAAUCUGAAAGUGAUGAAGAAUUCUCAGAUGAUGAGACUAAUGUCCGCUGCAAACAACUCUAUAAAGCGUCAAAAGCCACAUUAAUCAAAAAUGCAGGUUUGGAGGAUGAAAUUGUGCGGCUAAAAGCUAAAUAUGAGAAGUUGGAACUUGCAUGGAGGACCUCUCAGAACACGUGGGAACAAGAAAGAAACAAACUCAUAGAAGAGCUACAGAACUCACAAAGCGACGAGAGUUCUCAGACCUGGAAGAUACAAUGCACUGAAUUGAAAAACACAAUCAAGAUGCUUGAACUUGAGGUAAAAGGACAACAUGCUCUAAACUCAAACCUACUAACUGAAAAUGAAUCAUUGCAGAAAGAGUUGAAGUCCACUCAAGAGAAGUUCACAAAGUUUGAGAUAAGCUCUGCAACAGCAUCUAAGUUAUUCAACUCCGGAAAAACUCACCAUGAUACAUUCGGACUUGGAUAUUCUGGAGAAAGCUCCAAAGGCACACACUUUGUGAGAGAGUCAAAUUCGAAAUUGGAGAAAGAUGAUCCCAUCACUCAAGUCAUCAAAGACUCUGUUACAAGGGCUGACAAAGAACCAAAAUCUUCUCAGAAGGUCACUCAGGUAACUUUGAAUCAGAUGCCUUCUACUAGUCAUAACAGGUAUGCGACUUUUAAGUCCUUUAUUCCUACAUGUCAUUACUGUGGCAAGUUAGGACACAUUAGACCAAGAUGCAAUGAGAGACUAAAGUCAAUUCCAUCUGGUGAGGAAAAGCUAUAUGUAAAAUCUUUACAUUGUGAGCUUAAAGAGCAGAAAGAGCUUAUCAACAAACUGGCUAGUCUGAUUACUAAAGCAAACAUGCAAAAUAGAAGUAAACCUGUCUGGAUUAGAAAGAACUUAAAUAAACUUCAUUCUAAUCACUCUGAUUCUACUGACUCUCUUAAUGAUGUAUGCCUCAUGACAAGUGUAAGUACAGAUAAUUCUUCAACAUACAUUGAAGCAACUUGCCUGGUAGCACUCACGGCCUUGGCAGAUAAGCGAAAAGAUUUUUGGUAUGUGGACAGUGGUUGCUCCAGACACAUGACUGGAGAUAAAGCUUGGUUUAUCUCAUUCGAAGAUGAAAGCACUACGGGUUCAGUUACUUUUGGUGAUGGGAGAAAAGCAAAAAUACUUGCUCGAGGAACAGUCAAUACUCCUGGAAUUCCUAAUCUAAAAAAUGUCUUGUAUGUAGAGGGUUUAACUGCCAAUCUAAUAAGUGUCAGUCACUUGGCUGAUGAUUAUGAGGAUGUGUGGUUCAAUAAGCAAAGAUGUGAUUGCUUGACUGUGAGAUCUGCCGAAGAAACAUUUGAAAUAUGGCACAGAAGACUGGGGCAUGUAAACUAUCAAGAUCUACUCAAAUUAUCCACUAAGCAGUGUGUCAGAGGUCUACCAGCACUAAGUGGUAGGAUCGACAAGAUAUGUGGAGAAUGCAAAAUCGGUGUUUCCCAUGAGUUUUCAGCCCCGAUCACUCCACAACAAAAUGGAAUAGUCGAGCGAAAAAAUAGAGUACUGUUAGACAUGGCAAGGGUAAUGCUGCAUUCUGCUGAUCUAAGCUCGAACUUUUGGGCUGAGGCUAUUAGUACUGCAUGCUACACCAUCAAUAGAGUUUUCUUCAGACCUGGAACUGACCAAACAGCUUAUGAGUUGUGGAAAGGUAAGAAACCAAACAUACACCACCUUCGUGUGUUUGGAAGUCCCUGCUACAUAUUAAGAGAUCGAGAACAACUCGGAAAAUUUGAUGCUCGAAGCGAUGAUGGUAUCUUCCUCAGAUAUUCUACAAAUAGUCGGGCUUAUAGAGUCUAUAACAAAAGAACCAGGAUUGUCAUGGAAUCUAUCAAUGUGUCUAUUGAUGAUUCCUACAUUAGACAGGAGGAAACCUUUGCAGAAACAUCACCCACAUGCAAACCAGAACCAGAAGACACAUCAACUACUAAUGAACAGAGAGAGAAUACUGACAACAUCUUCGAGCCAGUUCCUCAAGCAAAAAGAGGGUUCAAGCAAGUCCAAAAGGAUCAUUCACGUCAAGACAUUCUUGGACAAAUCUCAGAUGGUCUCAAAACCAGAAGCCAAAUUGCUCCACAGGUAAGUGUAGAUGAGGUAAGUCGAGGUAAUGCUUUACUUUGUUUCAUUAUAGAAAAUCAAAUAGCUAUGAAUGUCAUAUCUCUGUGUGGGUUUGUUUCCCUAAUUGAACCAAAGAAUAUCAAGGAAGCCCUACUAGAUGAUGAUUGGAUUAGUGCCAUGCAGGAAGAAUUAAAUCAAUUCACUAGGAAUGAUGUGUGGUACUUGGUACCAAGACCUAGAGACUGUAAUGUAAUAGGCACUAAGUGGAUUUUCAAAAAUAAAAGUGAUGAGAAAGGCAAUGUAAUCAGAAACAAAGCUAGACUAGUAGCACAAGGUUAUUCACAGAUUGAAGGUCUCGACUUUGAUGAAACUUUUGCCCCUGUUGCAAGAUUAGAAUCAGUGAGAUUGAUUUUGUCUGUUGCGUGUCACCUAAGAAUCAAACUGUUCCAAAUGGAUGUCAAAACUGCCUUUCUGAAUGGUGUGUUGCAGGAAGAAGUCUAUGUGGAACAACCUCAAGGUUUCAAAGAUCCACAUAAUCUAAAUCAUGUUUAUAGACUCAAGAAAGCUCUUUAUGGUUUAAAGCAGGCUCCACGAGCUUGGUAUGAAAGACUCUCCACCCAUCUGGUGGAAAAAGGGUACACAAGAGGAUCAAUUGAUAAAACAUUCUUUAUGAAAUAUGUGAAAAAUGAUCUUAUCAUAGCUCAGGUGUAUGUUGAUGACAUUAUCUUUGGUUCUACAUCUAAAUACCUUGUCAGUGAAUUUCAAUCGGUCAUGGAAAGUGAAUUUGAAAUGAGCAUGUGUGGUGAGCUAACCUUUUUCCUUGGACUGCAAGUGAAGCAACUUGAUGCAGGUAUCUUCCUCACUCAAACCAAAUAUGCUGAGAAUCUAGUCAAGAAGUUUGGACUUGAAUCCAAGAAAGUGGUUACAAACCCCAUGAGCACCACUACAAAACUGAGCGAGGAUCUGAAUGGAAAAUCAAUCGACUCCACUCUCUAUAGAAGCAUGAUUGGCAGCUUACUAUAUCUAACUGCUAGUCGACCUGAUAUUUCAUACAGCUAUUCUGAUGCUGAUUGGGGUGGAAACCUAAAAGAUAGAAAAAGCACUUCUGGAGGUUGUUUCUUCAUUGGGAAUAAUCUUGUUGCUUGGCACAGCAAGAAACAAAACUGCAUUUCUCUGUCUACUGCUGAAGCUGAAUAUGUCGCAGCUGGAAGUUGCUGCACACAAAUGCUUUGGAUGAAGCAAAUGCUUCAUGAUUACGGCAUCACUCAAGAUUUGGUUGAGCAAAAUAUACUUGAGUUAAGCUUUGUGCCCACUGAGAGUCAACUUGCUGAUUUGUUCACUAAGCCUCUUGACACUGCUAGGUUUGAAAUGUUAAGAAAUGUUUUGGGAAUAUGUUCCAAGUAUUAA
This is a messenger RNA of Rosa chinensis, 4377 nucleotides long. RefSeq lists its product as uncharacterized. NCBI's taxonomy places the organism in Eukaryota, Viridiplantae, Streptophyta, Magnoliopsida, Rosales, Rosaceae. Gene Ontology annotation, biological process: DNA integration. The record is from RefSeq and is a predicted model, not a curated record. The transcript has 6 exons. Gene Ontology annotation, molecular function: zinc ion binding; nucleic acid binding. Bases 1 to 4377 code for a protein of 1458 amino acids.